Thlaspi arvense is the source of this 747-nucleotide messenger RNA. The record is from the annotation of a GenBank genome assembly. NCBI's taxonomy places the organism in Eukaryota, Viridiplantae, Streptophyta, Magnoliopsida, Brassicales, Brassicaceae.
GCGAUCGGAGGGAGGGGAGGGAGCAAUCAGAUGCGGAUGGGCCUACCGGUAGCAGCCGCAAGCACAGCCUUGGUGGUUCUCCCCCGGCGAAUCCCCGUCGCUUCCCUGCUUUCCACGAAGAGCUCGAUGACUUCGGAUUCCGUCGGCGCCGCCUUCACGACCAUCAGAGAAAUGGUAUCCGUGGAGAAAGAGAUCAAGAAGAGCAAGUUCAUUGCAAUCGCAGGUCCUAUCUCCAGCGAGCAAUCGGCUCAACAGUUUCUAUCACAGGUCCGAGAUCCUCGCGCCACGCACAAUUGCUGGGCUUACAAGGUUGGUGAUCAACAUCGAUCUAGCGAUGAUGGUGAGCCAUCGGGAACCGCAGGAAAGCCGAUGCUGUCUGCAAUCUCAUCUUCUGGAUUAGACAGAGUCAUGGUUGUUGUGAUUAGGUAUUUUGGGGGCAUCAAACUCGGAACCGGAGGUCUUGUUAGAGCAUAUGGUGGUGUUACGUCUGAUUGCUUAAAAACUGCCUCUACUCACCUUGUCAAAUCCAAAGUUCAAAUGGGAGUCGAGGUGACGUUUGAUCUCUUAGGUCUUGUUUACAACCAGCUGCAAUCGUGCCAAGCGCAAGACAUCAAGGAAGACUAUGAUACUGGUAAAGAUGGUACCACCAUGGUUUCCUUCAAGGUUGAUUUUGACCAGGUUGAUCAAUUAGAGGAUGCUAUCAAAUCAAACUGCAGACGAGAUCUUGUCUUUUUCAAAAGCAUUUAG